AUGCCGCGAGUGAACACCAAGGAUACUGUGCUAACCAGACCCGUCCCUGCGCCCUGGACCACGUCUAGAUGCAACCGAACCCUCCGGCAGUUGACCUCCUUCGUGCAUCGGCUGGAGAAGUGGCACAAGGCCUACCUGGCCGCGCAAGAAGAGGAUGAAACAGAGGACGGGGUGCCCGGGAGUCGAGAGAAGGAGCCUGCAGGGGAGACACAGCCAGACUGGCUUGCCAGGAACAAUGGCGAGAAGAAGCAAAGGUUGAAGAGGACAUACAUGAUGCGUGGCAAGCACCCCGAAUCUCUCAAGCCGGCGCUCCAGUCGUCGUCCGCUUCUCGGUCAACAACCAAAACGCCGAAGAAGAGGACCAUCCCCGCAUUCCCUGCAGAGUCUGGUGUUGAAAUCCUACCUGCUCGCAAGGCCAGUCGCACCACAUGCCCGAGAAGACGCUCCAAGGAGCCUGUUCCAGGCCGUGUUGGGGACUAUGAAACAACAGGAAAUGAUACUCGAGCACCUAAAUGGACUCCCCGUACUAUACAUCUUGCCGCCGAAUAUGAACGGAUCAUCGCGACGACGACAUCCACCGUCACUACAUUUCUGGUCGCAACUUCUGACCAUGCACGUCCCGCAGAAUGGCCUGAGGUCGAGAAAGAAGUUACUGUCGAACGCGCGGAGCGAGGUGCAAGGUCUCUGCUGGACACGUGUCUCCACAAGCUGUCAAAGGACAUGGUUGAACAACAGAGGCAAUGUGACGCUCACAACGACGGGUUCAACGGUCAAUUCGAUGCGAUUGGAUCCCAACUGGAAGACCUCGAGGACUAUUUUGGGGAUCCAAAGGUCGGAUGGCCCCAACUAAGAAGUGUGACCCGAGCCUGUGGGGUCCAUAUGCUGGCCAACCUGGUCGAAACAGGAACAUUGCCAGAAGGUGUCGCCUUGGACCUUGUCCUCCGAUCCUAUGACAACCCCGUUUUCUCUGACAUCGGGCCUGCCAUCCUUCAGGCCCUAGUCAACAUGCACCUGCAUAGUUGCGAGCCUGGCGCAAGAUACCAUGAUUUGCCGCUCUACAUUGAGGCUUCGGCUCAGCGUUCGGGGCUAGAGCAGGUGCGACAACGCAUGAGCAUAGACUGGACACUCCUCGCGUUGCAGAGAAGCCAUGAUUCUGUCGCAAUCGUAUCUCGAUCCAUAAGGCUGGCCCAUUUGAUGCGGCUGGCAAUGCAAUGGAAAGUAUGUCAUGUAUGUCACUUAUCGCCGAAGGAUCCUUCCGAGCUACUUGAGGCAAUAUACAUUGGGGCUUUGUCUCUGGGACAGCCCGUGCCUGAUCUCUACAGCAAGAUACGGAAACAGAAUGUUGUUGCGACUGUCGUGCCUGACGUCGCAAGGGAGCCAAAUGAACACCACCCUUUGUCUGAGCAUGUAUGGAACCGACUCCACAUGGGAUUUACACUGUUGCUCACGACCGCGCAUGGCCAGGGCAUGGUUGAGGGAGUCGAUUUGAAGAUAGAACGGAUAUCAAAGAGAGCUCAGAUACUCUACGAACUCGACCAGAAUUUUGCCAUGACCGAGUAUCAGCUAUACCUUGUGGCUCUCUUCUUCUUCUGCAACAUCUGCUUGUUGAUGUUGAAUGGUCGCCGUCCACCAGAGAAUCUGCUCGACAGUUUCGAAUCGCUAUUAUAUAGCAUGGAGUCAUGCGCCAGGGAAGCAUGGAGACCACUGUCUGCGCAUUUUGUCUUAGCCCUUCUGGCGCAGAAUCUGGGCUUGGAGGAGUUUCAGAGUCUGGUCCAACGGCUGUUGUUAUUGGAUUGUGGAGGGUGCAAAACAUUGGAAGUUUUGUUAGCUGUGGUUAGUGCAGACGCCGCGAUGGAUUACGCAGCCGAACAUCAUGACGACGAUGCGAUACUGAAGUGGGCCUCGAACGUCCACAAGAAAUCCCAAGCGAAGAUGGAGAAGAGAGUUACAGAACCUCGCACGCCGGCGAGCAAGCAAAUGAAAGUUGGUUAUCGCUGGGAUGAAGCGAUCGAAGAGUGGAUUGCCAGAACACCGGCAACGCUCGCCAAACUCAAGAAGAAGGAUAUUGAAACCACAACUGCCGAUGCCAUCUGCACCAUCGCAGAGGACCAUUGUGCUGAAAAUCUCAAAGCCUCCACCGAGGGCCAUCGACGGGCUCUCGAACUUAUCGCGAGUGAUGAGAAGUCCGUCCCGGGAAAGCGGAUGAAGCGUAAGAGUGCCCCCUCCGACCUGGAAGUCCACUGGGACGGAGAUUUCGAGUACAAGAAGAGGCCAAGGCGCCAUGUUAGUUUCAGCACCUUUGCCAACCCGCCGAAGCAUGGGCCGCGUCAUUCGCAUACCACCGAGGAAGAGUCUGAGGACGAAUUAAGCUUGCUGGUGUAG
Molecule: messenger RNA, 2382 nt
Organism: Capronia coronata CBS 617.96
Lineage: Eukaryota; Fungi; Ascomycota; Eurotiomycetes; Chaetothyriales; Herpotrichiellaceae
Exons: 1
Coding region: 1-2382 (793 amino acids)
Source: RefSeq, a predicted model, not a curated record